Diaporthe amygdali is the source of this 1272-nucleotide messenger RNA. RefSeq lists its product as uncharacterized. The record is from RefSeq and is a predicted model, not a curated record. The coding region runs from base 1 to 1272 and encodes 423 amino acids. Gene Ontology annotation, molecular function: protein serine/threonine kinase activity. Gene Ontology annotation, biological process: protein phosphorylation; positive regulation of Ras protein signal transduction. Lineage: Eukaryota; Fungi; Ascomycota; Sordariomycetes; Diaporthales; Diaporthaceae. The transcript has a single exon.
AUGAGCAGCCGGCUGAAGUCUAUACUCAAGAACCCGAACCGCGUACGCAAGAAGCCAGCCGCACCCAAGCGGACAAGCAGCGGUAACGGCACCGCCGCCACCAGCAGCAGAUCAUCGCCCUCGUCCUCGUCAUGGAGCGACUCACUCCCGCGGACGAAACCCGGGCCCCCCAGGCCCAGGCCCUCAAAACAGCAGGGCGAUGACGAGGAAGACUUCUUCCACGACAGGCUGGACGACACCGGCCUCGUGCACGCCCUCGCCACAGACCUGACGCUGCGCGACGUGCCCCAGGCGAUGCGCUACUCGCGCGAGCACAUGUUCACCCCGAUGCCGGACCAGCCAUCAUCGUUAGGCCUGAGCUCCUCGCGCGUGGCCGAGGUGCUGAACGCCCGGCGAGCGCUGCCGCCCGUGACGACCGUCGCGCACCUGCAGGCGCUGCUGCGCAGCCCCACGGCCGUGGACCGCGAGGCGGCCGAGCUGGUGCGCGCCGGCGCCGUGCGCAAGGUCGUCGUGCUCCGCCGCGGCCGCGACGGCGGCGUCGGCGAGUACCUGGUCGCCAGUGCGGACCUGGAGCGGCUCGUUGAGUCGUCGGGCGUGCUGGACGAGGAGGCCAAGGGGGCCUUCUGCCGCUGGCUAAGGGACAACCCGGCCAAGCUCAAGGCCUGCGCUGGCGAUGGCGGACUGGAGCCGGGUCAUGUCGACCAGCUUGUGAGGGCGGGAUUCCUGACGACGUCUCAUGACCGCGACGUGGGCAGCGUCACGUCUUUGUUUGCACGGCCGGAAGACCGGGGCACCAACAUCAGUCUUGCCGCCGUGUCGCGCGCCGCUGCCGGGUCCAUGGAGGCGGUGGGGGGCAGCGGUGCUGUUCAUGCAUCGGGGGGCAGCGGUGCCCGUUCUGGGGGCAGUAGUACAUAUCAGGGCAGCCCUGGUGUUGACCUCUCGCUUGCGGUGCCCGGGCAGGGUCCAUACCUGAAGCUCGUGUCCGCGGCAUUAUCGCAGCUGACAGCAAUCCUGACCAAGUCGGCCUAUAGAGAGAUGCCGGAGACGCUGCUGAGGGAGAGGUGGGACGGAGGUGUGGCUAAGCAGGAGUCGAAACAACAUGCGUGUAAGAGGGAAAGGCGGGAAUUUGCUGGGGUGUUGCCAGCGAAGACGAGGAAAUGGCGAGACUUCCAUGGCAUGGCCUUUGACUGGAUACUGCAUGAGGCUGUUGGCGCCGGACUUGUGGAGGUGUUUGAAACGGGAAGCGUGGGUAGAGGGGUUAGGCUGCUGUGA